UCGGUCAUCGCUAUAGGAACUGAGUUUUUCGGGCGGGAGGUUAGAGAUACACAAACCGGCUAACAUCCACUUUUGGUGGAUUUUUUUGUGUUUCGGCAGAAUAAACAAACUGGGGAUAAGUUAUACGUUCAUAUUUAACGGCCAUUAGUUUGUUUUCCUGUUAAAACCGAGCGGAACGAGAGAAUUUACACCGAUGCCAACCGGAACCCGCAGACGUGCUAAGCUAAGUUAGGAUAAGCUAACCUGCAAACAACACUACGGCAGCGAAGCCGCGCGGAGGAGACUCGCGUGUUUACUCCGGAUUUGUUGCCUUUUCCUCGGCUGAAUUUCCAUUUCGAGGAAGAAGGGAGACUUGCUAGCCGGAGCUGUGGCGGGGGAAAGCGGAUAAACCCCCCCCGCUGGGCGGAGCUCACGGAACCAGCAGGACUGCGGGCUAAAUCUGAGUGAACGCCUGCUGAGCUGAAGGGAAUGAACUGAGUAGCCUUUUAUCGCUCGUCCUCGUUUUCUCCUUUCCCCUCUGCUGAGUCACCGAGUCAUCAGGAGCAGCUCUGUGAUUAAGCGAGAUAAUUUCUCUUACGGCGUAAAAGUGCUGCGCGAGUGUAGUAGCAGAGGGCAGCCAUGGCCGAGGUGUCCACCCUCACCCCAUCUCCUCCGGCGAUGGCAGAGCAGCCAGUUUCCUCGCAUUCUCUCCCUUCAGAGUCCCCUAAAACCACCCCCAUCCCCAAAUCCGCUCUGUAUGGGGACCGUGCUGUGAUGGGCAACCCCACGUUACCAACUGGACUCAGAGAAACCACUGUUUCUCUGUCGUCCUCUGCAGAGGUCACUGCUGCUCCUGAUGCCCCUUUUCCUACAAAUUCGGAGAGCGCCGCUGCUUCACAGGCAGAAGUGACCGCAGCUUCUUCUGAGGCAUUAAAGCAGCACAGCAUUGGAAACGAACCACAAGAAAUAGCAAAAGAACAACAGAUGCCAUCUUCUCCAGGACUUAAUCCCAGCCCUAAUCUCCACCCCAGUGCACAGGCUAAUAAUCCAACAGCCUCUUCAGAUGGCCCUCCUCAUUAUCCUCCCCCUCCUGUACCUAUGGAUUCAGAAAAUAAGGAAAAUACAGAAAAUGGCUCGGGCACAAACCCCGCAAUCUCAGAUACACCACUAGAGGUCGACAAAACGUCUUCAGAAACACAAAUAAUAAAGCAGCCGGAUCGGAACCCAAACCCUGUUCCAUUUCCAGACCCCAAGCCCAGCACCCCAAGCUCCAAAGACCCCCCAGAGUCCCCCUUUACCCCCUCCAAAACAGAGCCACCGUCUCUUAUAGUGCACGAUUUGGCGGCUUCUCUUGCCCUUCCUCCCGUUCACACUCGCCCGGCUCCAGAUACGCUCAGCUACCUGGAGUCGGCCAGCAUGAUGUCCGGCACGCUGGAGUCACUGUCCGGCCUGGGGGAGGAUGGCAGCUCCAUCGGCUCUGAUUCUGAAAUCAAUGGGCAGAUUCUGAGGCGGACAGAUAAAUACGGCUUCCUUGGAGGAACGCAGUACACCGAGGGCGGUGAGAAGGAGAUCAGUGUGGACGUGGCGAGGCACAGAGAGAUGAAAUGGUUGGACAUGUUCCGUAACUGGGACAAAUGGGUCACUCGACGCUUCCCUAAGGUGAAACUGCGAUGUCGUAAAGGCAUCCCCUCGUCUCUCAGAGCUAAAGCCUGGCAGCUUCUAUCUAACAGUGAGGAGCUUCUAAGGGACAACACUGGGAAGUUUGAGGAGCUGGAGAGAGAGCAGGGUGAUCCGAAGUGGUUGGACAUCAUAGAGAAAGACCUACACAGACAGUUUCCUUUCCAUGAGAUGUUUGCUGCUCGCGGGGGCCACGGUCAGCAAGACCUGUACCGUAUCCUGAAGGCCUACACCAUCUACCGGCCGGAUGAGGGCUACUGCCAGGCUCAGGCUCCUGUGGCUGCAGUGCUGCUGAUGCAUAUGCCUGCAGAGCAAGCCUUCUGGUGUUUAGUGCAGAUCUGUGAGAAAUACUUGCCUGGGUACUACAGCGCUGGACUGGAGGCCAUCCAGCUGGACGGAGAAAUAUUUUUCUCUCUUCUGAGGCGCGCGUGUCCCAUGGCCUACCGUCACCUGAAGAAAUUUAAGAUCGACCCCAUCCUCUACAUGACAGAGUGGUUCAUGUGCAUCUUCUCGCGGACGCUACCCUGGACCUGUGUUCUCAGAGUCUGGGACAUGUUCUUCUGUGAGGGGGUGAAGAUUGUGUUCCGUGUCGGGCUGGUGCUGCUGAAGCAGAUGCUGGGCUCAGUGGAUAAACUGCGGGAGCUGCAGGGCAUGUAUGAAACGAUGGAGCGCCUCCGAAAUAUUCCUCCAGAAAGCAUCAGAGAAGACCUGCUGGUUCAGGAGGUAAUCACUCUCCCGGUGACAGAAGCCCUAAUAGAGCGAGAGUGCAGCGUGCAGGUGCGGAAGUGGCGUGAGUCUCGAGGUGAACUGACCCACCAGCCCGGCCGCCGGCUCCAUGGUACGAGGGCCAUUAAUGAACAGAAGCGCCGUGCGGCCUCCAUUAGCUCUGGAGGCAGCUUGUCAUUCCUGGGCAGCUCUGUGCCGCCUCCCGGUCCCCUGCGUGCCUCCUCCAGCCUGUUGUCCCUGCCCGGCUUCCGCAAGUCCAAAACACCCUUCUCUCAUGCCAAGAAGGGCUCUUUUUCAGGGGCUUCAGGCCAGGAAGCCUUUUACCUGCAGGGCUUUGGAGGUGGAUCUGCUGCUAUGGCUUCGCCGCCUUUACCUGGAGCCUCCAGGCCACCUCCAGCUGCAGCAGCUCCACUUGCUGGUGGAUCAACAGCGAGGCCGCUAGUCCAUCAUGGACCAAGCCCACUAGCGUCAAAACCUGUAUCAGCACCACCAUCUGAACCAUCUGCACCACAGCCAGGGCCAGCAGUGCCCCUACAAGCGCACACUCCAACCCCAAACAUGCUACAGCCCACCCCCAAAGUGGUCUCAGAGCAGGUUACCCCCACCAUCCCCUCACCCACAGCCAACAACGCCCCUCUACCACCCUGCACGACAGAAGACGAGGGCAAGAAGAAGAAGAAGAGCAAAGAAGACAAGAAGAAGGAGAAAGAGGAGGAGAAGCAGAGGUCUCGGGAGAAGAAGGAGCGGGAGAAAGCCGAGAAGGAGAGAGCGAAGAAGGAGAAGGAAAGAGCAGAGAAGGAGAAGAAAAAGGAGAAAGGUGGGAAGAAGAAAGAUAAAGAAAAAGGGGCAGCAGCGGAGCCUGAGGAGAAAAACGGAGCUGCAGCGGCAAAAGAUUCAGCGUAGUCUUUGGAGCGUCUUCUUUUUGCUAACGGAGGGAACAAAAGAAUCAGGCAAGGGUGAUGAAGAGACGGAACAAGUGAGACGGAAGGGGGGGGGGAGGAGAGACGCUCCUGUGUGAGGUCCAUUUCAUCUCGUGAAAAUAACUGGAUCCUGCAUUAUGGACUGUUUUUGGCCCCGGGCUACACCUCCCCCAUUGACUCGGCAGCAAUCUGUCCACGUUACUGUGGCUUAUACAGGGGAUAUUUCACUAUACAUGCAGUCCUACUUACAUCUCUUGAUAUUCACAUUCAGUUUUAUGUUGUUUCUUUUUCUUUUUAGCCUGGUCUUACAGCAGAGCAUAAAAGCUCAAGGACAGAUCAGCCGUAGCGGAGUGAUCGUGUGCUGGUCUGGGUGCUGUAGCUGUGUAAAUAGGUCAGUUGCGAAUUGACUGAGCAUCCCCAUUCUGCGCCCAUUUCCUCUGUACUGUAUGUAAUGCUGUAGGUUACCUAGGUAACCUGACAAAGAAAAAAAAGAGAAAACCCUGAAAUCUUCACCCUACUAAAGCAGGCAGUGACUAUAGUGAUUGUACUAGUAAUAAUAACGUUAUUAAUGGAUGUGGAGGGAGAUCUAUUUAUUGUAGUGUCGUCUUUUAGCGUGUGCGUUUAUAUGUUUGUGCCUUGGUAGUGUAGUGUAAUGUGUCCAUGGUGUAACUGCAAACUGCUCUAAUCUCUUCUGUCCCCCCUUCACUCCUCCGAGUCUCCUCUAUUCAUUCUAAUGAAAGAAAUUGUGAGUGUUAGGUGGUUUGGACACUAGGGGGAGCAGAGGACCUGAAAAGACUGAAUGAGGAUUGUUAGAAAUGGUACUUUGGUCAGAUUUGUUGGUAUCUUGUCUGAUGGAAAAGUGAGAAAAUAUGCAACAAGAGCCACAUUUUUGAGGGUUUUGAGGGACUUUAGAUAUUUUUGAAUAUCUUUAAAAGGAGAAUUCCACCCAAAUCUUUAAAAUUUCACUUCAUUUCCACUGUUAGGACAUACUCAGUCAUUCAGAAUGGGUCAGUGUUCUUUACAGUGAUAGUGAUGGGAACUAGGCGUCAUUAUGUCAGCAACACAAAUGUAGUCAGUUAUGUGAUGUUGGUAAUGGUGAUAGAGAGGGCUAUGUUGCCUUACAACACCCUGUGUGGAUUUUAACAUGCAAUUUAGGCCCACACAGUUUUUUAAAUUGCCCUGCAUGUGACUUUGCCGUGAAUGCAUUUUCAUAAUUAAGAUUUAGGCUCAAACUAUGAUAAAACAAUGUCUCAGGGGUAAAAACUUUCUGUGAAAGGUAGCUAUUAGAGACCUGGUUCUUAUCAGUUUGUUUCCACCCCAAUUAAGUCUGCAUUCACCCCAAAACCACUUAGCACAAAAUAUCUCAUGGCUGUCCCCAAAUUUUCUGGAUACAAGUGAAAUUAUAUGACGCCCUGCAUGUACUUCUCAUCAUGAACACAUUUUAGCCCGAGAUCUUUUUAAAGCUGUUGCAAAACAGAGUCUCAGUCAUCAGGCAGUGAACUCAUAACCAUUUCAUGUAGUAACUUUCUGUGAGGGAGCUUUUAGAGGUGGGCGUCUGGUUCCUAUCACCACCACUGUGAACAGUUCUGACUUUCUCUAGAAUGGAGCAUUUCACACCAAACCACUCUGAACAACAUCUUGUCAGUAUAAUUAUAGACACUUUACUAAAUUGGUGGAGUUCCCCUGUGAGUCUACAGUCGAUUUGCAUUUCAAGAGGCUUUGAUGUCUUCUCACUCACUCACUGUCAGCAAAAAUGUCACUAAAAAUAAGUACUUUUUUCAACUUCUCUUCCCUUCUUUGUUUCUAAAUAUGGGCUAAACUGGAACCAGUGUGGAAAAGUAAGAAACGGAGAGGAAAUUUUUCGUUUCGUUAAGUAUUAAAAGCUUAAUCUGUAAUGUCACCUUAAAGGGGAGAGUUUAAUUUACUUGACUUUGGUUGGUGGAAUUUUAUUUAUUUGCUUAUGAAGGAUUUUGUCUGAUGUUGCACUGAGCUUGUAGAGAACCACUCAUUCUAACAGCACCACUAAUUUUGACCGCUUCAAUGUGUAGUAGUAGAGUCCAGGCCUGUCCAGUCUGGUCUGGAGCACUGUAGCUUUAAUCUUCAGAGGCUUUCACCUUUUGGCCUGUAGUGUAUUAAUGUACAGAGUUUGUUAAUUUAACCAGAUGAGUGAUUAUAUUAUGUACUAUUCCAGUUCUUUAUCUUAUUUUAGACUCGAUCGUUAUUUUUCUAUGCAAGAUUGCAGCAGCCUGGUUGACUGGAAUAUCAGUGGCUUAUCGGAAUGAGGUUGAUUGUGGCGCAGGUUUAUUUUUAAAUGAAUCGUUUUUUUAAGUUUUAUUAUGGCUCUUCUUUUUAUUUUCAUGUGCUGAAAGUUGUUUUUGCACAUUUUCGUCUCACCCCACAUCCUGGAGAACGAAGCCAAGCAGUACUUAUUUAUUUUAGUAUUUUUAAAAUCACAACUUUUAUUUUUUCCAACUGUAGAAGCUUUUCAAGGUAAGGUUGGUUUACUUCUUUCUCACCUGAAGUAUGGUGAUUAUUUAAGGUGGGCAGUAGGAGGCUAUGGUCCAAAUCUGUACUGUAAAAAGAUCUGGGAGGCAUUUUCUGUGUUUAAAGGAAAGGGGGACUCGCUAAAGGGGGAUGCCCUAAAACAGCCCUAAAUCCAGUCUCAUUGAACCACUGGACUGUUUUGAGUUUUGAGUUGCCAGCAGUUUCUGAUGUGAUUUAAACAUUAAUACGCACUGUAGUUGAUUGUGUAACUCCACCUUAACGCACUCACUCCUCAGUAUUAUCUAACAAACAAAGACGUGUUUGGGAGCUCUCGGAUGAUGAUGUCGACUUUGACACCGACUCGCUGAGAUGUUGGUGUUUUCUUGUUGAAGGAGGGACUUUGUGGUAAUUAGUCAACAUAUCCUGUUGAUUCUUACAUUUUCCCCGCCUGUUUUUUGAUAUUCUGGUCUGAGCUGCUGUUCGCCGUACCUCCUUUUCGCCUGUAGGUGGCGCCUUUUCAUAAAAGAAAUCCAAUGCUUCCUCCAACGGCGCUGCUAAAAAGGCUGAAGGCGAACAAAGAAAGUCUAUGCAAACCCUAAAACUCCUAAAAGCCCGCAGGAUGUCAGUGUCAUGACUGUUUCAUCUUUUUAUCUCUGACAGCACUGAAAACAAGGUGGCUUUGGAACCACUGAUGGUGCAAAGCACAAAACCUUCAUGCUCCACUCUGCUGGUUCUGGGCACCACCUCGGUCAGCACACCGGAGUGGGGGGCACAAACCCCGAAAAAGGAUUAUUUGCUGUCCAGGUAUUCAAGCAAAAACCCGGUUUGUCAUAUGCAUUUCCGCUUUGGUCCCUCGUUCAUCGCCGUUUGUUGCUCUUUUGUAGGGUUUUUGGUUGGAUUAAUCGUUUUAAUUCACUGUUUUAUUUUGAUUGUUUUUUUGUUUUUUUAGUAGUUUCCUCUCUUUCCAUCCUGCUGUGCGUCUUUUUUUUUUUGUUAAGUUUACAAACCAUUAAAAUAAAAUAAAAUCAUGCCUAGUCAUUCCUUAAAUGCAGAAGAGGAAAAAUGUACACAGUGUAUUUAAUUAAUGAUUACAAAAAUGACAGUUGUGAUGAAUAAUAAACCGUAAUAUAUUAAAUCA
Molecule: messenger RNA, 6924 nt
Organism: Pygocentrus nattereri (red-bellied piranha)
Lineage: Eukaryota; Metazoa; Chordata; Actinopteri; Characiformes; Serrasalmidae
Product: TBC1 domain family member 10A
Exons: 11
Coding region: 619-3285 (888 amino acids)
Source: RefSeq, a predicted model, not a curated record